Molecule: messenger RNA, 1422 nt
Organism: Bursaphelenchus xylophilus (pine wood nematode)
Lineage: Eukaryota; Metazoa; Nematoda; Chromadorea; Rhabditida; Aphelenchoididae
Source: the annotation of a GenBank genome assembly
AUGGUGAAACUAUUUGUUGGAAACUUGGCUGAGGGAGUUGAUUCGAGCAGAUUGCGAAACCUAUUCUUACAAUAUGUCCAGGUCCAAGAAUGCGAUGUGCUAAAGAACUUUGCUUUUGUUGUAAGUGAAAUUUGAGAUGAAUUGACCUUUGCCUUUAGCAUGUUGUUACCGACGAGGAUGCGGAACUGGUGAUAGAGAAGUUAGAGAAAUAUAAUUUGGAUGGAAGAGAGAUCCACAUUGAGAGAUCCACGUCUAGACUGAGAAAGGAACCAGGAAUGGGGGAUAAAUGUUUUACUUGCGGGGCUACCGAUCAUAAAACCCCCAAUUGUCCUCAGGAAGAGACGAGGAAGGGUCCGAAAAGAAAGGGCGGUUCCGACGAUCUCGGUGAGAAGAAAAAACCUCUUUUGGCUGUCUCCAAUCCGGGACUCCAAUUCCCGACUACGCAUGAAAAUGAUCCUGAACUUCCAUGCCCUCAAAAUCCGUAGGUGUAACAGGAAAAUCUCUAUUCAUGUUUGAUUUCAGGGAAUUGCGGAAUCUUUACAAUCAAUACAUUGAAUCGAGGACAAAGUAUUUCUUCUACAGAGAACGUCUUUCAAAAGAAUUGGCCAUGCAGCCUCACGUUGCGACGAGCUCCGUCCCCGCGGCUCCAGUGGUCGCUCGAUUCGAUAUGACUAAGGCUAAUCCUCAGGUUCAAGUUAAGACUCCUCAAACUUCAGCUCCUUAUAUGGCCGCGCAAUCAACGCCAUAUAUUCCUGCAGUCGUCCAGCCAGCUCCGUAUCAAGUUCCUCAAGGGUCUUACAGCUCCAGUUACGCCACUGCUGCCCCUCACUUGAAGCCCGGUGCCACAAUUUCCGCUCCGGCUACUCCUUAUUCAUCAUCGACUGGACUUGCGUCGGCUCCUUACACUAAUCAGAGCCCAGCGGCGCCUUAUCAAAGGUUGUCGCAACCUUAUCCAGGUGUUGCCGGCAGCAAUACGGGCACUCCCCCACCCAAUGCUCCCUACGCGAAACAGAGCGCGACGUGUGUUUUUUUAAAGAUUUUUGCCGGGAUUUUACUGUUUAUAGGGAUUGGUUUAUUACAUCGGAUAAGGUUUUAUCUUGGCUGUUUUUGAAGCCUAGUUGUGUUCUCGUCGACUUAUGAAACAACGGAACAGUAAUAUGCGGAGAAUAGUUUUUAUUGUUUUCUUUCGGAUUUGUUUUACAUUGAGCGUGAUUAUCAGGUCGUUGAAACAAUGAUAGCCGCGAUGUCAAAGGACAAACUUUCGAGACGUGAUGUUCGGACGUGAAAUUACGAGAAACUCUGUCUACUUUUGUCUCGAUUCCCGAUUCGUGUGAAUUUGUGACUGACCCUAAUACAAUUUUUUUCAGAUACCGCUCCCCAGCUGCCCCGCUCUACGCAACAGUUACCUAUAAUAACCGUUAA